AUGCCGUCUAAGGCGUGUUACCUAACAUACCCCAAACGAUCAGAGUUCAUAAACGACGAGAGAUACGAGGAAGAAUUGGUAUGCUACGAUAGUGUGUUCGCAAGGGAUAUGCAGGAGGGCCAAGAAUUCAAGCAUGGCUUUGGCUGCGGUAUUUCCGUGCUUCUGAGCUGCCGGCAGAUUUACCACGAGUUUGCUGGCGUUCUGUACGGGAGCAACACAUUCGUUAUUACUCGAGCUCUCCACUGCCAUGACCAGAACGACUAUCAGCACUUGCACUAUCCAUGGCAGUGCAGCCAGUUUGACUAUGCUCCACUUUGGUUGGCUGGCCUCGGCUGUCAGGUCGACCUAUUGCACAAGGUCUACAUUGACGUAGAUGCCAUCUGUCCCAGGGACUGCGAUGUGUUCGAAUUUACGGUCUUUGACAUGCUCCCAAUCAUACGCAUCAUCUGGAAACAUCCUUGGCUUACGAAAAAACUCGAGUUUUUCCGAAGUGGCAGAAAAAAUAAAGAACACGCCAAGCUGACAAGCGCACGAGAAGCCGGCGAACAUUCAGAGCAAAGAGCUAUCUUACUGAACAAUUGGCUCAACCUGCUCUGUACACAAGAUGUUCUUCGUUUAAAGCAGUACAUACCUUUCAAGAUGCAUCUCGAACAUAUUUGGGUACCGAUAUUGCAAGAGCAAGAUUCCGCAUCUGAUGUAAGUGUGCAGUUCUGCAAUAUACCAACGAUAAAACGGUACUACAUUGUAAACAGCGGACGAGGACUCACAGCAUGUGAAGAGAGGCCAAAUUUCAGAAUCGAGCAUCUACUGAAUGAACCGGUACUUGCGAGGAAUAUCGUCGAACAUGCUGCGCACGGUCAGCCAGGAGUGGUAUUUGAUCUUACGCGGCCAACUUUCAGCGGCCUCGACGUGAGCCUACUACAUCUCGACAGGAUGUUUGACGCAAAGUACAAUUUGGCUGAAAUCUUUGCGCAAGCCAACGAUGUCACUCUUAGGGCACGGAGCACUUCUGUGGAAUCGAACUUCGACCACUUCAUCGCACUUCAAGAGCUAAGGUCCAACGCCCAGUUCAGGGAAAUCGUCUAUGCCCACCGCGAAGAUAGUUCACCUCUCACUAUUGAGCUCGAAUGCGAUAUGUCAACGAAAAGUAGCCUGCCUGAGCUGGAGAUCAACAUCGAGGGACUUGUGGGGUUUCUCUGUGAUACGCCAAAUACAGCACUCCGCAUCUCACUGAACUGCCUGAGGGACGGACGUGUCUACAGCGAAUGCAUCAGUGUUGAUACCAUCUGUUUGUGUUUAAGCAUCUACGUACUGCUAUCGGAUCUCCUCGAGAGUUGGUCGAUACCACUAUCGCACAAGUGGACUGCAGAUAUCACAGCACUUGUGAUAGAUGGGCGGGGCAUCUUGAAGAGUGCUACUUGCUGUACUGAUAAGGGUUUGUACGAAUCUACAAUCGAAAACAAGUUUGCUCAUCUCAGCAAAGAGGAAAUGUAUCAUUACGGCUACAUGACGGCUGCGAGUCACGAUCGUGACUACCGCUACCUGUGCAAACGGGCUUUGAGGCCUCAUUCCGGUCAGGUACUUGAGUGUCUCUUGAAAUUGCAUUAUGAAUACUGGGCUGAUUGGAAAAAUGUGCGACCGCUUCCCACUACACUGUGA
Messenger RNA from Ascochyta rabiei, 1659 nucleotides. RefSeq lists its product as uncharacterized. The transcript has a single exon. The record is from RefSeq and is a predicted model, not a curated record. NCBI's taxonomy places the organism in Eukaryota, Fungi, Ascomycota, Dothideomycetes, Pleosporales, Didymellaceae. The coding region runs from base 1 to 1659 and encodes 552 amino acids.